AUGAUACACCAGUUCAUUUGGAAGCAAAUUGCAUAACAAAAACUGCAAAUGAAAAAACAAGAACUCGAAUCAUAGAUCCAUUUUCACGCGCUAUCGUUCGGAUUUUGAAGCUCUUCAAACUAGGAGACAAUAAUAAUGUUACUUUUCGUUGCUUUCUCCCUCGUUCUUUUAUUCUCCUUUAUUCCUAUUAUUGUUCCACCAAUAACUAAACUGAUUGUGCUUGCAAUAAAGAAAGUUGAUGAGGAUGAAAUCAAAACACGUCAGGAGCUGAAGAAUCUCAAGGAAGAGCUUGGAACAUUUAGUGCAAUGGAUGAGUUUGCUCGACAUGCCAAAAUUCAGAGAAAAAUUAAUAAACUAAUGGAGGAAGUUCAAAAACACACAAAAACAAGAUCUGAUGUAUUUGUUGCUGUAAAAAUGCUAGUAUCUGGAGUCUUGAAAGCAAUUCAGAUUAUUAUCUCCUUGAGUUUGAUUAUAACAUAUAGAGCUGAUCCUGUGAUUAUGUUGCCUUUAGAUUGGGUCACUCCAUGGCCCUUAUGGAAAAUACUUGCCUUCCCAACAGGUAUUGAAGGUGCAGUAGGACUGACUUUCUGGCUGAUCGUCUGCCGAAGUGUUGUUUCACAGUCACACAGAUUAUUUGGCAAAUCAUGAUCUUCGUUAUUGGAUGCAUCAACAGAGCGGUCGUCCAUUUGUGUAUAAACAAACUAUUGAAAGAUAGAAGUUCAACAUGCAGUCAUAAUAACAUU
Molecule: messenger RNA, 743 nt
Organism: Owenia fusiformis
Lineage: Eukaryota; Metazoa; Annelida; Polychaeta; Sabellida; Oweniidae
Source: the annotation of a GenBank genome assembly